Messenger RNA from Chiloscyllium plagiosum (whitespotted bambooshark), 3015 nucleotides. Lineage: Eukaryota; Metazoa; Chordata; Chondrichthyes; Orectolobiformes; Hemiscylliidae. The record is from RefSeq and is a predicted model, not a curated record.
GGUGAUGCAGGGUACAAAGCUGAAGAAACCAGCCCUAAUCUGAGCAGACAAGUACCACCUGCACGACAAAAAGGAGUUGGAGAUCAGGUUAUAGCUGAACAGGAGAACCUGUCUCUGAUGGAAACAGGUCGUAACAGUGAGGUACGUGCUCUAUGGUACAACACUGCAGCCAAUCAGCGUCCAGAGAUGACAUUAUUACCACAAGGUAGCCAUAGUCGCAAGCAGCGCCAGCCAAUCCGGCUCCAGAUGGCAGAUGGAAGUCAAGUAACCAUCAAGGAAGAAGAUGAUGAUCUCCUUUACUGUGGGGAGAGCAUUUCCAAUGCAACUGUCUCCGAUCAAGGUGCUGAGCACAUCAACCAAGGUGAGCAAACUGAGGAUAUCUCUGAGACAAAUGCUUUUGAUCCCAACCAAAGCACAAUGGGGGAUCAAAGAGAUUCUGCCAAUCAUUUGAGUUUGAGUGGCAAAGGGGACGAGUUGGAAUUUUUCAAUGCUAGUGAUCUCUUACCUGAAGAACUGAAGUCAUUUUGGCAUGGAGAGAAAGAGGAGAAGGAACCCUCCUUACCACAAAACCGAAAAGCAGACUGCAAGUCCCAACUUGAUACAUCGUACCAACGGCCUUCAACGUUCAUGCAAGACUUCCUUCCAGCAUCGACUGUGCAGAACAAUCCACGAAACCAGGGCUGCUCUGUGCAAUAUGAUGUUCAGGGAGAUAGCAAUGCGGCCAGCACUGCCAGUCACCGGAACCUCUUCCAGAUGAACCUUCCUCAGUCACCUCAUCUUCCAGCUUUGCCAUCCACCUCACAGACAUGUAUGCCCAGCAUUUCAGCUCAGCCAUCUUGCCAAAAUCCCCCUGUGUUCCUGGAUGGAGGCCAGACAGUUUCAGCUACCCCUCAGGCCAGUCACAGUUCCAGUGAAACUGAAAAGAAGCCGUAUGGAUGUGCACAGUGUGGGAAGACAUUCAGUUCCAGACAGAAUUACGCUAAGCACAUGUUUGUCCACACAGGUGAGAAACCCCAUCAAUGCAGCGUGUGUUGGAGGUCAUUCUCGCUUAGGGACUACUUGAUAAAGCAUAUGGUCACACAUACAGGAGUGCGAGCGUACCAGUGCCCGGUGUGCAAUAAACGUUUCACACAAAAGAGCUCGUUGAAUGUGCACAUGCGGCUGCAUCGUGGCGAGAAGGCCUUCGAAUGUCACGUGUGUAACAAGCGUUUCUCUCACAAGACUUUGCUGGAAAGGCACAUGGCCACCCAUAUUAUAUAAACACACAUGUGCAAGGCUGAACCAAGUAAAUCCCACACAUGCUGGACCUACCUGGGUUAAUAUGCCUUGAGCAGACCCAUAUCGUGCACACAGGAGGUUUUAGCCAGAGUUAUAAACCAGUUACAUAGCAACCGUGUAAACACAGGAUGUGGCAGUGGUGAAUGCAGUAGAAGCCACAACCCACCCACCCAUCCACCACCACCACCACACACACACACAUACAAAACGACCACCCCCUCCCCAACCAAAUUAGACACAUUGUUCAAUGAAUGCACCAUUAGGUCAACAGACAGCAGAAUGAGCCAGUUUAAUUUCCAGUCUGUGUUGAGGUAAAUAAUCUCAUCUGGUCAAGAUACCAAAGUUGGUAUCCACACCCAUGGGAGCAGAACUAGCCAUAGGAACACUAGUUCCUAUGUGUUAAGUUUGGACAUGAUCAGGUUUGAUUGUCAUGGUGAAAUGUUGUACAGAUGUUUUCAGCCCAGGCUUAUGUUGGGGCGGGGGUGGGGAUUGAAGGAUGAGGAGGGAAGGAGCAACACGUGGGUUGGGUAAACAUCCUGCAAAUCCAUUUCCAAAAAAAUGGUUGAAUGAAAUUGUUAAAUUAUACUUUGGAAUUUGACAAAAGCUCAUUGAUCAGUGAAGCAAAACUAACAGCAGACGGAUCUCAGCGUUUAUGAGUUUGCAAACAGCAGUCCUGAUGAUUUGCUCUAGUUUUAUAUCUUGUUAUGACAGCUCUUCACACUAAAUCAAGCUCAAGUUACAUUAUUUAAUGAAUUAAAUAAUAAUUGGAACAGCCAGCAAAACCAGCAAUGCCUUAAUAUUUUAAACGUUGCAUGAAAUCUUUACUUCUUUGUUAAUGAAUAAGCUAGAGUGUGGUGCUCUGACGUGUUUGGGGAAUUACUAUUGAGAGUAUAUUCCAAACAGAUUUCUGCUCACUCCCACUUACCAUUUUCACCCUCUUCCCGAUUUGGGUUAAAGUCGAAUCAGUUUCUGGUGCAGUGUUUAGAAAACUUUCUGGUCUGAGAAAGCACAGACCUGUGACCCCCCUCUCCUUCUCACCCCCCACCCAACUCCUUCUGUACACACAUCUCUCACACCAGUAGUUUCACAGUAAUCACAUUCAGCAGAUUCCCCAGUGUCCCAGGCAUUUCCUUGUGUUAAUAAAGCAUGCUUCAUUUGCAGAGCAGGGAUGGACUCCCUCUGCUCCUUUGUCCCUCCCUGGUGGAUGUUUCAAGGUUCUGCUUCUGGAAAGGAGGAAGAGUACUUGCUCGCAAUCCAGUACUGGGAAGAUCCAAUCAGUAAUCUUUGGUAAUAGGCAGCUUAUUUUAGUGUGUUCCUAGCCUGUUUACCUAGCUGACGCUACAUUUUCUAAAGAGGCCAGGGAGUCCAGCUUAUCACUGGCCUUGUAGUCUGACAAUGCAAACCUUCAGAGCUGAGCAGUAAUCCUGUGGAUGGCCACACUGAUUUUUGGUGUGUUAGUGAAAGGCAAGUCAGCUUGUGUUCCUGCUCCUGAUCAUUAGUCAAAUACCUUGAUUGGAGUUGUAAAUGUGGAGACAUUUAAUGAGGCCAGACUCCAGAUUGCCUAUGUUUCUUUCCCUUUCCUCUAGCAUUUAUUGUUCAAGUCAGUAGAUGGAGGCACUGAGAAACGCAUAGUCAAUGCCUGAUGUUCUGGAAGUCUUGAGUGUGGUGCUGGAAAGACACAGCAGAUCAGGCAGCAUCCGGGGAACAGGAAAAUUGAUGUUUUGGGCAAAAGCCCUU